CCUUCUGUAAAACGGUUAUAUAUUCUUAUUCCUCACGGUGUCAGUAUAGACCAGCUAAGGAGUCAAAUGUUCAGCCCGCUUUGCACACCACCCAUUAUUGGGAUUGACCAACCCUGUUCUGUAUAGCCUUCAACAAAGGCGACUAAUGCUUGGACGGCACAUACAUUGAUCUAAUGAUUAUUUCGUAUAAUAGACACUAACGUUUUUUAAUUUGUGUAGCAGCCUACUGUCUGAGGAUGGUGUAUACACGGAGAGUUCUUCCAAGCUACGGCUUUUUAUUUCUCUUUGUUGUUCUGCUGCAUUACGCACACGGAGACCUGAGCUAUUCUGUACAGGAGGAGCUGAAGCGCGGAUCCGUUAUUGGAAAUAUCGCCAAGGAUCUGGGAUUGGAGGUGGGCAGACUUUCUGCUCGUAAAGCUCGUGUUGACAUGGAAGGAAACGACAGACAAUAUUGUGGGAUUAAUCUUCGAACCGGAGAUUUAGUGGUUGCAGAAAGAAUAGAUAGAGAGGAGCAUUGUGGAGAAAAGCCUUCGUGUGUUCUUAAAUUCGACUUGCUAUUAGAGAAUCCAUUGGAGCUACACCGGUUGUCGCUGCAGGUGCAGGAUGUAAACGACAAUGCACCAAUUUUCCCGAAGGAUAUUAUAAAGCUUGAAAUUAGAGAGUCAGCUGUCAAGGGAGCAAAGUAUCGCGUUAAUGCAGCACAAGACGCAGACAUAGGCAAGAACUCCGUUGAAAGCUACAUUCUGCAACAAAAUCCCCACUUUGUGUUGAGUAUUCAGACUACUAGAGCUGGCAGUAAAUAUGGUGAGUUGGUUUUGGAUAAGGAGUUAGACCGAGAGGAGCAGCAAGAAAUGAAAUUAUUGCUCACAGCUGUGGAUGGUGGCUCUCCUCAGAGAUCCGGGACUGUAGUCAUACACGUCAUUGUACUGGAUGCUAAUGAUAACGCCCCAGUGUUUACGGAGGCCGUAUAUACAGCCACUUUACCGGAGAACUCACCUAUGAAAACCCCAGUUAUCACUGUAAGUGCAUCAGACUCAGACGAAGGUGUGAACGGAGAGGUUACAUAUGAAUUUGGCCGAAUCUCUGAUAAAUUACAAAAGCUUUUUUCACUUGAUGAGAAAACCGGAGAAAUUAGUGUAACAGGUGACAUAGAUUAUGAAGAGGGACCCAAAUAUGAAGUAUUUGUAGAAGCCAAAGAUGGCUAUGGUCUCUCUUCAGAAGCAAAGGUGAUUAUUUAUAUCACUGAUGCGAAUGAUAAUGCUCCUGUUAUAUAUCUGAAAUCACUGUCUAACCCCAUACCCGAGAAUGUGUCACCUGGUACAGAGGUGGGCAUCAUUAAUGUACAGGAUAGAGACUCUGAGACUAACAAACAGGUCCGCUGCUCCAUUCAGCAAAACGUCCCUUUUAAGUUGGUUCCUUCUAUUAAAAACUAUUAUUCUCUGGUGACCACAGGACAACUGGACCGUGAACUAGUGUCUGAUUACAACAUUACAAUCACUGCCACUGACGAGGGCUCUCCACCUCUGUCCUCCUCUAAAACUGUUCAGUUAUCUGUAGCAGAUAUCAACGACAACCCACCUGUGUUUGACGAACAGUCCUACAGCGCAUAUGUGACUGAAAAUAACAAACCUGGCUCCACUUUAUGUUCCGUUACUGCUCGAGACCCCGACUGGAGACAAAACGGUACAGUGAUUUAUUCUCUGUUAGCUGGUGAGGUGAACGGUGCCCCGGUGUCCUCCUAUCUGUCUGUUAACGGAGAUACGGGGGUGAUCCACGCUGUGAGGUCGUUUGAUUAUGAACAGUUCAGGAGUUUUAAAGUCCACGUGAUGGCCAGAGACAACGGUUCUCCUCCGCUCAGCAGCAACGUGACCGUCAGUGUCUUUAUAUCUGAUGUGAAUGACAACUCUCCUCAGAUACUGUACCCCUCCCCGAAGGGCAACUCCCUCAUGACCGAGCUGGUCCCCAAAGCUGCACACGGAGGCUCUCUGGUGUCCAAAGUGAUAGCGGUGGACGCGGACUCCGGACAGAACGCCUGGCUGUCCUAUCAUAUAGUCAAAUCCACUGAUCCGGGACUUUUCACUAUUGGUCUCCACAGCGGAGAGAUCAGGACACAGCGGGACAUUUCUGAAUCAGACAGCAUGAAACAGAACCUUAUUGUGUCAGUGAAAGAUAACGGACAGCCCUCUCUCUCUGCCACCUGUUCCAUGUAUUUACUUAUUUCUGAUAACUUGGCUGAGGUGCCAGAACUGAAGGAUAUUUCUUAUGAUGAGAAUAAUUCCAAACUGACCUCUUAUCUGAUCAUCGCGCUGGUUUCUGUGUCCACCUUUUUUCUGACCUUCAUCAUCAUCAUCCUGGGUGUGAGGUUUUGUCGCAGGAGAAAGCCCAGACUGUUGUUUGAUGGAGCAGUUGCCAUCCCCAGCGCUUAUCUUCCUCCUAAUUACGCCGAUGUUGACGGCACAGGAACUUUACGCAGCGCUUACAAUUAUGACGCAUACCUGACAACAGGAUCUAGAACCAGUGACUUUAAGUUCGUGACAUCUUACAAUGACAACACACUGCCUGCUGACCAGACUCUGAGGAAAUGUCCUAGUGACUUUGCUGACUUUGGAGAUUGUGAUGACUCUCCUGAGGUUUUUUCACUAGAUGAGAAAACUGGAGAAAUUAGUGUAACUGGUGACAUCGACUAUGAAGAGGGACCCAAAUAUGAAGUAUUUGUUGAGGCCAAAGAUGGUUAUGGUCUCUCUUCAGAAGCAAAGGUGAUUAUUGACAUCACUGAUGUGAAUGACAACUCACCGGUGAUAUAUCUGAAAUCACUGUCUAACCCCAUAUCUGAGAAUGUGUCACCUGGUACAGAGGUGGGCAUCAUUAACGUACAGGAUAGAGACUCUGAGACUAACAAACAGGUCCGCUGCUCCAUUCAGCAAAACGCCCCUUUUAAGUUGGUUCCUUCUAUUAAAAACUAUUAUUCUCUGGUGACCACAGGACAACUGGACCGUGAACUACUGUCUGACUACAACAUUACAAUCACUGCCACUGACGAGGGCUCUCCACCUCUGUCCUCCUCUAAAACUGUUCAGUUAUCUGUAGCAGACAUCAACGACAACCCACCUGUGUUUGAGGAACAGUCCUACAGCGCAUAUGUGACUGAAAAUAACAAACCUGGCUCCACUUUAUGUUCCGUUACUGCUCGAGACCCCGACUGGAGACAAAACGGUACAGUGAUUUAUUCUCUGUUAGCUGGUGAGGUGAACGGUGCCCCGGUGUCCUCCUAUCUGUCUGUUAACGGAGAUACGGGGGUGAUCCACGCUGUGAGGUCGUUUGAUUAUGAACAGUUCAGGAGUUUUAAAGUCCACGUGAUGGCCAGAGACAACGGUUCUCCUCCGCUCAGCAGCAACGUGACCGUCAGUGUCUUUAUAUCUGAUGUGAAUGACAACUCUCCUCAGAUACUGUACCCCUCCCCUGAGGGCAACUCCUUCAUGACCGAGCUGGUCCCCAAAGCUGCACACGGAGGCUCUCUGGUGUCCAAAGUGAUAGCGGUGGACGCGGACUCCGGACAGAACGCCUGGCUGUCCUAUCACAUAGUCAAAUCCACUGAUCCGGGACUUUUCACUAUUGGUCUCCACAGCGGAGAGAUCAGGACACAGCGGGACAUUUCUGAAUCAGACAGCAUGAAACAGAACCUUAUUGUGUCAGUGAAAGAUAACGGACAGCCCUCUCUCUCUGCCACCUGUUCCAUGUAUUUACUUAUUUCUGAUAACUUGGCUGAGGUGCCAGAACUGAAGGAUAUUUCUUAUGAUGAGAAGAAUUCCAAACUGACCUCUUAUCUGAUCAUCGCGCUUGUUUCUGUGUCCACCUUUUUUCUGACCUUCAUCAUCAUCAUCCUGGGUGUGAGGUUUUGUCGCAGGAGAAAGCCCAGACUGUUGUUUGAUGGAGCAGUUGCCAUCCCCAGCGCUUAUCUCCCUCCUAAUUACGCAGAUGUUGACGGCACGGGAACUUUACGCAGCGCUUACAAUUAUGACGCAUACCUGACAACAGGAUCUAGAACCAGUGACUUUAAGUUCGUGACAUCUUACAAUGACAACACACUGCCUGCUGACCAGACUCUGAGGAAAAGUCCAAGUGACUUUGCUGACUUUGGAGAUUGUGAUGACUCUCCUGAGGUAGGAACACGUCUCACAUUAUCUGUGCUCGUAUUUAAUAAGGCAUCCCCCGUUUUCUAUGCAGUACUCAAUUUUCACUUGGCCUUUUUACUUUUAACUUCCACAGACACAAUUAAAUCGCUUCAGUUUAACUUGGGAACAGCAAAGACAAUCACGAAUGCAUCAUUGAUAUAUUGUAUUGAAAACUUGAAUAUUAGUGGAGUUUUUGUCGUCAGAAAAAUGGGACACUGCCGGUUUUCGCUUCACUGCUACGGCCUUGCUUUUCUGUUUCUGGCCCUCCACCCCAUCAAUGGAGACGUGAGCUACUCUAUACCGGAGGAGAUGAAACGGGGAUCUGUAAUCGGAAAUAUCGCUAAAGAUCUGGGACUUGACUUGGGCAGACUGUCUGCUCGCAAGGCUCGUAUUGAUACUGAGGACAACAGCGUUCAAUACAGCGGUGUUAACCUCAAUACCGGCGAAUUGAUCGUACAAGAAAGAAUUGACCGAGAAGGGCUUUGUGCGAAAAAAGCAUCAUGUGUUUUAAAACAGGAACUCGUACUGGAAAAUCCACUAGAACUGCACCGUAUUAGUAUCCGUGUUCAAGAUAUGAAUGAUAAUUCACCGCAGUUUAAAGAGGAUUCACUUAAGAUUGAAAUUCAGGAAUCGGCUGUUAAGGGUGCACGUUUUCUUCUUGGAGAGGCACAUGACGGAGACAUCGGAGAAAAUUCUGUUCAGGGCUACUCUCUUCAGCAGAAUGACAAUUUCAAAUUAAACGUAAACACAAAAGCAGGUGGACGAAAAUAUUGCGAAUUAGUUUUAGACAAAGAAUUAGACAGAGAGGACAAACAAGAGAUUAUGUUAUUGCUUACCGCAUUUGAUGGUGGCUCUCCUCAGAGAUCAGGUACUGUAGUCAUACACGUCACUGUACUGGAUGCUAAUGAUAAUGUACCAGUGUUUCGUGAGUCUGUCUAUAAAGCAAGUCUGCCUGAAAACUCUCCUCUGGAAACAUUGGUGAUCUCAGUGAGUGCAACUGAUGCAGACGAGGGAUUAAAUAGCGAAAUUACCUAUGGAUUUGAUCAUGUUACAGAUGAAAAUAGUAACGUUUUUUCCUUAGAUUCUAAAUCGGGAGAGGUGCGAGUAGCUGGAGCUAUUGAUUAUGAGAAAGUUUCAUCCCAUGAAAUGCAAAUAAGUGCAAAAGAUGGUCUGGGAUUAGUUUCAUAUGUAACUUUAAUAAUUGAAAUUACAGACAUAAAUGACAAUGCUCCAGUUAUAUAUCUGAAAUCACUGUCUAACCCCAUACCUGAGAAUGUAUCACCUGGUACAGAAGUGGGCAUCAUUAAUGUACAGGAUAGAGACUCUGAGAAUAACAAACAGGUCCGCUGCUCCAUUCAACAAAACGCCCCUUUUAAGUUGGUUCCUUCUAUUAAAAACUAUUAUUCUCUGGUGACCACAGGACAACUGGACCGUGAACUAGUGUCUGAUUACAACAUUACAAUCACUGCCACUGACGAGGGCUCUCCACCUCUGUCCUCCUCUAAAACUGUUCAGUUAUCUGUAGCAGACAUCAACGACAACCCACCUGUGUUUGAGGAACAGUCCUACAGCGCAUAUGUGACUGAAAAUAACAAACCUGGCUCCACUUUAUGUUCCGUUACUGCUCGAGACCCCGACUGGAGACAAAACGGUACAGUGAUUUAUUCUCUGUUAGCUGGUGAGGUGAACGGUGCCCCGGUGUCCUCCUAUCUGUCUGUUAACGGAGAUACGGGGGUGAUCCACGCUGUGAGGUCGUUUGAUUAUGAACAGUUCAGGAGUUUUAAAGUCCACGUGAUGGCCAGAGACAACGGUUCUCCUCCGCUCAGCAGCAACGUGACCGUCAGUGUCUUUAUAUCUGAUGUGAAUGACAACUCUCCUCAGAUACUGUACCCCGCCCCGGAGGGCAACUCGUUCAUGACCGAGCUGGUCCCCAAAGCUGCACACGGAGGCUCUCUGGUGUCCAAAGUGAUAGCGGUGGACGCGGUCGGACAGAACGCCUGGCUGUCUUAUCAUAUAGUCAAAUCCACUGAUCCGGGACUUUUCACUAUUGGUCUCCACAGCGGAGAGAUCAGGACACAACGGGACAUUUCUGAAUCAGACAGCAUGAAACAGAACCUUAUUGUGUCAGUGAAAGAUAACGGACAGCCCUCUCUCUCUGCCACCUGUUCCAUGUAUUUACUUAUUUCUGAUAACUUGGCUGAGGUGCCAGAACUGAAGGAUAUUUCUUAUGAUGAGAAGAAUUCCAAACUGACCUCUUAUCUGAUCAUCGCGCUGGUUUCUGUGUCCACCUUUUUUCUGACCUUCAUCAUCAUCAUCCUGGGUGUGAGGUUUUGUCGCAGGAGAAAGCCCAGACUGUUGUUUGAUGGAGCAGUUGCCAUCCCCAGCGCUUAUCUUCCUCCUAAUUACGCAGAUGUUGACGGCACAGGAACUUUACGCAGCGCUUACAAUUAUGACGCAUACCUGACAACAGGAUCUAGAACCAGUGACUUUAAGUUCGUGACAUCUUACAAUGACAACACACUGCCUGCUGACCAGACUCUGAGGAAAAGUCCAAGUGACUUUGCUGACGUAUUUGGAGACAGUGAUGGUUCUCCUGAGGUAGGAACACAUUUCAUGUCACUGAACUUGUGUUCAUCAUCCUGAAG
Molecule: messenger RNA, 6817 nt
Organism: Dicentrarchus labrax (European seabass)
Lineage: Eukaryota; Metazoa; Chordata; Actinopteri; Moronidae
Product: cadherin-23-like
Biological process (GO): homophilic cell-cell adhesion
Cellular component (GO): plasma membrane
Molecular function (GO): calcium ion binding
Source: RefSeq, a predicted model, not a curated record